Molecule: messenger RNA, 13037 nt
Organism: Oryctolagus cuniculus (rabbit)
Lineage: Eukaryota; Metazoa; Chordata; Mammalia; Lagomorpha; Leporidae
Gene: LGI4
Product: leucine rich repeat LGI family member 4
Biological process (GO): neuron maturation; myelination in peripheral nervous system
Molecular function (GO): protein binding
Source: RefSeq, a predicted model, not a curated record
GGGCUCUGGGGAGGGGGCUGGCUGGGCGUGGCCAGGACAGCUCCAGCCCGUGGCGGCCCCGCCCCCUCCCAAGGGGCCACCCAGUCCCUUCCCCAGAGCUGCUCUUCCUAUGGCCUCUGACCCCCUCCUCCUUCCUACUCAGCCUUGCCAGGCGCUCCCGGGGCCCAGGGAGUCCCUUUCCCAAACCCUCGGGGAGAAGGGGCCUGGGAGGGGGCAAAGAGGAGGGCAGGAGAGGGGAAACAGAAACAUCAGCCGGGAGCCGCUCAGAGGCCGGCAGACAGAGACCCGCAGGGAGUGAAAGACAGGACAGAGCCAGAGAGAGAGAGACAGAGAGACAAAGGCAGGCAGAGAGCGAGCAAGGGAGCGAGGGAGCUAGAGAGUGGGUAGCGACCAACUCAGAAUUGGAGACACUGGGAGAGAGGCAGGGAAAUACACAGACUAGGACCGGGAGGAAGGCAGGCUGCAAGAGAGGCCGAGGCUGAGGGCCAGGGCCAGGGCCAGGGCGGGGAGGGCAGGCGGACUGCACGGGCGCCUGGCGCAGGAGAUGUAGUGGCCGGGGCUGGGUGGGACAGGGGAGCGGGCGCCUCGGCAGGGGGAGGGCCAUGGGAGGGGCGGCCCUUCUGCUGCUGCUGCUGGCUGGGGCAGGGGCGGGGGGGCCCUGGAGAGCCCCGAAGGGCAAGUGUCCUCCAAGCUGCUCCUGCUCCAAGGACAGUGCCCUGUGCGAGGGCUCCCCGGAGCUGCCUAGGACCUUCUCUCCCACGCUGCUGUCACUGUCGCUCGUCAGGACCAGACUCCCCCAGCUGAAGGCCGGCAGCUUUCUGAAGGUGCCGUCUCUGCACCUGCUCCUCUUCACCUCCAACUCUUUCUCCGUGAUUGAGGAUGACGCAUUUGCGGGCCUGUCCCACCUGCAGUAUCUCUUCAUCGAGGACAAUGAGAUCGGUUCCAUCUCUAAGAACGCCCUCCGAGGACUCCGCUCCCUCACACACCUAAGCCUGGCCAAUAACCACCUAGCGGCCCUCCCCAGAUUCCUGUUCCGAGGCCUGGAGACCUUGACUCACGUGGACCUCCGUGGGAACCCGUUCCAGUGUGACUGCCGCAUCCUCUGGCUCCUGCAGUGGCUGCCCACCGUGAAUGCCAGCGUGGGGACCGGGGCCUGCGCGGGUCCCACUGCCCUGGCCCACAUGCAGCUCCGCCACCUCGACCCCAAGACGUUCAAGUGCAGAGCCAUAGAGCUGUCCUGGUUCCAGACGGUGCGGGAAUCGGCGCUGGGUGUGGAGCCCUUCUCCUACCAGGGCGAGCCCCGCAUCAUCCUGGCACAGCCCUUUGCCGGCCGCUGCCUGAUUCUCGCCUGGGACUACAGCCUGCAGCGCUUCCGGGCCGAGGAGGAGCUGGCAGCACCCUCGGUGGUAUCCUGCAAGCCCCUGGUGCUGGGCGCCCGCCUCUUCGUGCUGGCCGCCCGCCUGUGGGGAGGCUCGCAGCUGUGGGAGCGGCCCAGCCCCGACCUGCGCCUGGCCCUGACCCAGGCACUGGCCCCGCGGAGGCUGCUGCGGCCCAACGACGCUGAGCUCCUGUGGCUGGACGGACAGCCCUGCUUCGUGGUGGCCGACGCCUCCAAGGCAGGCAGCACCACGCUGCUGUGUCGGGAUGGGCCCGGCUUUUACCCGCGCCAGAGCCUGCACGCGUGGCACCGGGACACGGAUGCUGAGGCCCUGGAGCUGGAUGGCCGGCCCCACCUGCUGCUGGCCUCGGCCUCACAGCGGCCAGUGCUCUUCCAAUGGUCCGGUGGCCGCUUCGAGAGGCGCACGGACAUCCCAGAGGCCGAAGACGUCUACGCCACGCGCCACUUCCAGGCUGGGGGGGAUGUGUUCCUGUGCCUGACGCGCUACAUCGGGGACUCCAUGGUCAUGCGGUGGGACGGCUCCAUGUUCCGCCUGCUGCAACAGCUGCCCUCCCGCGGGGCUCACGUCUUCCAGCCCUUGUUCAUCGCCGGGGACCAGCUGGCCAUCCUGGGCAGCGACUUCGCCUUCAGCCAGGUCUUCCGCCUUGAGCCGGACAAGGGGCUCCUGGAGCCGCUGCAGGAGCUGGGGCCCCCUGCCUUGGUGGCCCCCAGGGCCUUUGCCCAGGUCAUCCUGUCCGGCAGACGCUUCCUCUUCGCUGCUUGUUUCAAGGGCCCCACACAGAUCUACCAGCACCACGAGAUAGAUCUCAGUGCCUGAGGCCCGAGGGCCCCUGGACGCGACUGGGGCGCCGGCGUGGGGACGCUCGGGGUUUCUGGAAGCCACGGGCAGCGCUCAUCAACCACGGGCCCACCUAGCGGAGGCUGUGGGCGCGCUGGGAGAAAUGCAAAGCCCGAGCCUCGGAAGCAACGCCAUGUGCUGGCGCCGGUCCCCGCCACGGGUGUCUUGGGGGCCCGGGCUGCGGCACCGCAGUCAAGGCUGGCGGGGAAUGUGCAGAGCUCCACGCAGCCCGGAAUCCGGGCACCCCUCCCACCCGCACCGCUCCGGCUCCCCAGGCCGGCGCUAAAGAGCGGACUGCGCAACACAGUCCGGCCAAUCGCUUUCAGGGAGGAGUGCCCGCCUUCGUGACGUCACAGUUGCUGGGCGGUUUUCCCUGCCGGGUUCGCUCACUCCCUCUGCCGCUUCUGCGCAUGUCUGCUGCCGCCUGCAGAGGCUCGGCGUGGCUUCCCUUUUGCGCGUGCGCAUCCGGGGGUCGGUGAAGAUGGGCUAGGGGAGGUAUGGGGGAAGCCGCGGGUACCUUGGCUCGGUGGGCGACCCGGGCAAGGACAGAAAGUGUAUGACUCAAUAAAUGCGCCGCGCACCUGCCCCGCCCGUGGUUGUGGGGUCGCCGGGCCGGGAGGGGAGGAGGACCCGGGAGAGGCAGAAGGCGCUCCUGGUGAGCCCCCCGGGGUCGGCGGGGGCGUCGGGGGCUGCACGAGCUACGCGAGGGCGCGGCUAGGGGUGGAGCCGCGCAGAGCGUUGUGGGUUUCUUUCGGGGACCGUGUCCCAAGGCUGCGCGGGAGAUAUUUUUAGGUGUUUGGGAAGGAUUUUCGGCGUUUUAUUGGAUGGCCCAUGGGAACAUGUUGGCGGCCUUAUUGGGCACGGAGCGUCUGGGGGUGGGAAGCGUGAGGCUCAGUGGCGGCUCAUGCGCCAUGCGGCCGCCGUGUGUUUCCGGGGAUAUCAGGGAGUGCUGUGAGGGUGUUUGGAAGGGUUUCAUAGCAUGGUGCAGUCUCAGGGGUGAGUGACGGGCGGCGCCAGGGGCUGCUCUCUGUGUACCCCCAUCACAGGAGGGUGACGUCCCCCGGAUGGCCGCGUGUCUGUCCACCUGUGUGUCCUGCGUUCCGUGUGCCAGGCCCUCAUUCGCUUGCACAGGUGUUCCCCACUUGGCUACUGGAAAAUCUUAAGUGGCAUACAAAGCUCCCACGGCCGGGAGACAGAGGGCGGACCCCAGCCCUGCGCCAAGCCACAGGGAGCAGGCCUGCUGGCUGUCCCCAGGGAAGCCAUCCAGUGCUGCCCAGCCUCUCCCGAGCCCCCUCCAAAAGCCGACCGCGGUGCACACAGAGGCUGCUCGGGCACGAGGCACGGUUGUUUUAGGUUAGAAAUGGAAGGAGGAGACCCCUGUCUUGAGAGGUGAGAUGCAGCCCCUGCGGAGGGGGUGUUGUCUUUGUCCUGGGCAGCGCCAGCCCCGGGGGCAGAGACAGGCCCUCUGCAGCGAUCCAUCCUCAGCAGUCACGGGCAGAGCCUGGGAGAGUGAGGGGGUCCGUGGGUGAGGCUGCCUCAGAUUCCUUCUCCUAGAGUCAGACAUGCAGGUGCACACCCCUACCCCCACCCCGCCCCCAACUCCCCUGCUGCCUGGUGCCAUCCCUGUCUUACCUGGGGCGAUGAGAGGCGGGGCAUCCCCUGGACGAUGACUGGGGAAAUAAAAACAGUGACAUCAGGAUCCGCCCCGGGGCCGGAGGAGUCAGCCUGCCCAGACCUGGCUGUUCCUGUGCGGGGCUGUCUGGUGCCAGGGGCUACGGGUGUCAGGCUAGGGGGCCCUCUGGGGGUGAUCAGCCGUGAAUAAUCUGCCUGAGAAAUCUUAGGGGCAGGAGUUGUCCAGGGCAGGCCUAGCUGCCUGUUCGUUCUGCGGAUUUGGUUCUUGCACCCUGAAAAGCCUUGUGUCCAGCGUGAGACGGGCCGGCCGGGACCAUCUUACCUGGGCUUCUGUCUGAAUUUGCAUUUGCAUUUUCCACCUGUGUUUGCGGGAAGGACAGCUGAGUGGUCUGCGAAGGGGACCCGCAGCCCCGCCCCAUCCAAAGCCCCGCCCACACGCGGCCCCGCCCACCUGUGGCCCCGCCCACACGUGGCCCCGCCCUCCGGUGGCCCUUCCCCACACGCAGCCCCGCCCCUCCUGUGACCCCGUCUCACCCACCUGCCGCCCCGCCCCACCUGCCGCCCCGCCCCGCCUGCGCCCGCCAGCCCCAGCACGCACUCAUGAGGACAAUGAUGCCGAUGGCACAGAGGAUUCCGGCACAGAUGAGCCCGCCGACCCGGAGACGGUGCCAGUCUAGGAGAAAAGGCGCAGGGACGGUGGGGGCCAGCCCGGGGCCUCCGCACACCCUCCGGCUACCUGACAGCUGUGUAUCGGGCGCUGUGGGCGCGUGCAUGCUGGCUGACACUCAGGGUCAGGUGGAGAUUAGGGAGCUGACGAGAAAGAGCGUGGGUAGGGGUGAGAGAGAGCGGUGGGGGAGGCUCCUCCGCGACUGACAGAGACCGCAGAGGUGAGGCAGGGGAGCCAUGUGGAUGUGUGGAAGAAAGUGUUCCAGGCUCGGAGAUCAGCAGGUGCAAAGGUCCUGAGGCUGGCAGUGCCUCCUCUGCAUCGGAGGGACAGAGGGAGACGUGUGCGGCUGGAGCAGAAGGAACCAAGUGGGGGCUGGAGGUGAGGGCAGAGAGGGGAGCAGGGAACAGACCCACGGACCCCCGGGGGGCAGAGGGAGCAGGCCAGCCUCUUCCCAGCUGUUGAUUAGAUCCAAACAAGCUCACUUCCUGCCUGCGGCUGACUUGUUGGAAUGGAAUCUUCCGGAACACCAGCUUGCCAGCUCUUGUUCUGUUAAUCCACUAGGUUUAUUGCUCAACGCCUAAUCCCAGCCCCUUCCUGGCCUGGCCCCUGCAUCCCCCACGUCAGACCUUCAGCCAGCACAGGGGGUCGGGGUGGGGGGCCUUGGCACAAAGCAGCAAGUGGAGGCUGCGAGGCUCACUCACCGUAGUAGAAAGGACUGUUUUUGUCUGCAGGGAAAGAAAACAGGACAUGUGUCACUCAGGAGGGCAGCCAGGAGGCGGCGUGCCAGGGGGAGCUGGGGGCUGCACAGGUAGAGGGACCGGUCUGGCUCACCUUCAGGGUCAUUGGCGUCCAGGGCAGGCAGGCCUGGCGGGAACAAGCAGGGAGGGGCAGGUGACCAAGCUGGCCUCAGCGAGUCCCUCCAGGGCUCAGGAGAGUCCCCUCGGGGACAGUGCGCUCCCCCACCCCACCCCCGCCCAUCCUGGAGCCGCAGGGGGCCCGCUCAGACCACCAUGGGGAGAGGGACUCACCCACUCCACCCCACGCCUUCUCCUCUUGCCGGGCAAUCUACAUUUCUAACCCCGGUGGGUUCUGGCCACCCUGUGGUCCCUGUCUGUGCUCGCUACAGAAGCCUGGAUUUUUCCCAGGACCCUGUCUGCCCACAGCCCGUGCCCUGCACAGCCAGCCCCAGGAUCCCGCCAUGCCCAGCCCCCACCCGCAGCUCUGGGUCUCCUUUCCCCUGGAAAGUGACUCACUGCUGCCAGCUUCCCUGCGCUUUAUCUAAAAAUGCAGCUUCGCCUUGGCACCCUGGAUGGAGUGCAUUGAGAGAAAGACCAGGAGGGGCCUGCGCUGCGGCCGGCACCCCGGGUUCUAGUCCUGGUUGGGGCGCUGGAUUCUGUCCCAGUUGCUCCUCUUCCAGGCCAGCUCUCUGCUGUGGCCUGGGAAGGCAGUGGAGGAUGGCCCAAGUGCUUGGGCCCUGCACCCGCAUGGGAGACCAGGAGGAAGCACCUGGCUCCUGGCUUCAGAUCGGCGCAGUGCGCCGGCAGUAGCAGCCAUCUGGGGGUAACCAAUGGAAGGAAGACCUUUCUCUCUGUCUUUCCCUCUAACUCUGCCUGUCAAAAAAAAAAAAAAAAAAAAAAAAAAAAAAAAGAAAAGGCCAGGAGGGACCGGGAUUAAACUCUGGCUGGGAGCUGGCGGCUGCCUUAGCUGUGGCCUGAACUCUAUUAGCAGGAGAUUAAUACUUUUUAAUUACAUUUAAAGCACAAACUUUGUGCCAGGCGCUGUUCCGAGGGCUUUUCAAAUAUUAACUCACUCAACCCUCACAAUGGCACUUGGAGUAGGUGCUGUGAUGGGCUUGUUUACAGCUGGGGAAACUGAGGCACGACUCUCACUGCAUAGUCACCAGGCUCCCAGCUACCUCUCGGAAGACCAUGGGGCUUCUCCUUGAUGUCCUCGAAGAGUGACAAGACCAUGAAAGACAGUGCUUGUCUAGUCAUGGCUGCCAGUGGCCCUGUCCCUGUGUGUUUGUUCAAACCACCAAGGCGCCACUUCUCUCCCUGGGGGAGAUGCCACCACCCAGCGGGGGUGGGGGUGGGGGUCCGGUGGAGGGGGAAAGGUCAUUUGGGGGCAGGCACUCACUCACCUGCCAGGAGCAGGAGCAGGCUCAGGGCCACCUCUUGCAUGUCGGAGCGCUGGCCCUAGAGGGGUCCAAGGGCCACGUGCAGCUUCAGCGGGGCCACCAGGAUGCUGGCCCCACGCCGCAGUCCCCAUCAAUCUCUUCCCCUGCCCCCGCCAGGACGUACAGCCCAGGGCACACACAGCAAGGUGACAUUCAGACUCGCUGGGCCGGGCGACAAGGAGCCCCGGUGCUGGGUGAGAACUGAGGCAGAGGGGAGCGGCUAUCCUGACCCCCCUGGACAUGAACCGGCUUUAGGUGGGUCACCCCAGCAGCCCAAUGCCAGAGGCCUUGCCAGCUGCUGUCCCCACCUGCCCUUCUGAGACUCUGGGAGGUUGAAAGUCAGUGCCCUGGGUCCCCCACUUGGCCAGGAAGCCAGAGGUAAACGAGGCCUGGCUCCCCAGUGUCAGGGCCUCGGGGUGCUUUGGGAAACAGGGUGCUGGGAGCCAGGUGGCAGGGGGCCCGGCUCGGGGAGUGUCCCACAGACAGCUUGGAGCCUGCCUUGCUCUGCCCAGGCUUUGUAAGCUUCCAGAUGGGGACUGAGCUGGCUCCCCAGGCUGCUCCCUUGGGGAGUGUGUGGGGAGGAGAGAGCUGGAGGCGGGGUGCAGGACUGGUGGCUCAGGCUCUGCCCGCCCUCCCCCAGCCCCAGCCAGCCCCAGGCCCUGCCAAGCCCCUCCCAGCAGCAAACAGCCCCGCCCUCCCCAGGCAGGCCUGUCCAGAAACAGUUCUCCGGGCCCCUUCCUGCCUCCCACCACCCUGGAAACCCCUCCCUAAGCCCCCUGGCACUUCCAUCCCCUGCCCACUCCCUGCCCCCUGCCCGACUGCCAUGAGCGUCUUAUGGCAGUGAACUUGGUGGCAAGAGCUGGCCCCGCUCACCUGUGCUGGACACUGCCCCCUGCCCUCGCUGCGCCUUCACUCAUCACUCGCCCGAGGCCACCCAUUCUGUCCCCAUCUCACUGGCGCCCAGUGGGACUUGGGCCCAGAGCGGGGCUGCCGGGGUCCACACCAACGGUGCAGGUGUUUCCCGCAUGUCCCCACGGACCACAUCCCCACAUCCACCCUCUGGCCUGGAGGUCACCGCUGACCCCAGGUGCUGGCCUCAUUUGAGUCCGAGCAUCCAUGUCCCGCAGGAAGCUUUGGGAAGCGUUCCCAAGGUGUUUAGGGCUCCAGAAAGCUUUGGGGAGAGCGGGAGUGAGCAGAUGGUUGGGACAGCCCAGGUCCGCAGCUCCCCUCCCCCAACCCCAGGCUUUGCUACCCCGUGAGGAUUCUAGUCCUGGUAGUGAGAGCUACUGAUUGCUGGGGCUCCCCCACGCUGGGCGGUGAGCUCAGCGCCUGACGCCUGUUCACUCGCCAUCUUCCAUUGCAGCCGAUGUCACAUGCGCCGCCACCUUGUGCCCCCUCGCUCUCACCCCUUAUGCCUCUUUCCACGGACUCUCCAGCCACCUGAGGCCCCAUGACAUCACCCAGCAUCCCCCUCCCAGGGCACUGAUGGACGGGACCAACUGUUGCCCAGCCUCUGCCCAAGUCUCCGACCGCCCAGCGGGUUGGCUGGAGGCUGCUGGGAGCUGAAUGGGCGCCCUCGCUGCCCGCUUCGGGCUGUGGGCUGCUGGAGAGGCCCCGGGCUGCUGACCACACUGUGGGCAGAUGUGGAGACGGAGGGCACGGCUGCAGCUGGCACGGAGGCCCCAGUGCCAAACAGAGGACAGCUUCCGCCCCCCACCCUCUGCCGUGCCCUGUCCUUCCACGUGGGUGGGGCCUGGGCGGUCUUCAGGGCCUGUGCCCUGGAGUCUCCUAACCAACCCCCGCUUCACAGCUUCCCCAAGCCGGACCCUAGGGGCCAGGACCCAGGGGGCCCCAAGUCUGAGGCACCCUGAGACCAUGCAGUGACCACUACUCCGUCACCCCAUACCCCAGUCCACCCAGACAGCCCUGGUCUCUUAGAUGCCUUCAUCUACUUGGGGACCCUCCCCACGCUGCCUCUGGCCUGUUCAGACAUCAGCCGUGUCUCCAGACACCCCAACCCCAAGAAGGGGCCCUCCCCUCCCCCCAGCUGGCCCAGCCCUCCUGGGAAAGAUGGGGGAGGUCGUGGGAGGGGAGGGAGGAGGAGGGGGCUUUCACAGCAGAGCUUCUGUGUGGCAGGGCGGUGGGGGUCACAGGCAGGGGGAGCCGGGGGGCUUUGGAGGAGGGGCCGGCCACUCACCUGUGGGCUCACCAGGCUGAGCGAGGUUUCGGGGGGAAGCAGGCACUGCCAGGCAGACUCCUGCCUUUAUCCACAGCUGCCACGCCCUAGGCAAACCUAGGCAGGUAGAGAACAAGUCCGGCUCCUUUGGCUCCGGGGGCUCCCCCACCCCAUUCCUGCUCUUAAAGAGACAGCUCUACCCCUCCCAGGGCCACCAGCAGUAAGGGAGCUCCCGGGGGUCCUGGAGACCACGGUGGCCUCAGGUGAGAUGGGGGGAGUGGGCUGGGCAGGAACUCAGUCCCUCUAGGGGAUAAGGCCUUCUCCAGCCUUGGAAGGAGCUCGGAGCUCAGAGCAGGACCGUAUGGGGGAAGGUUCUGGGGUCUUCCUGGUCAGGCAAGGAAUAAGGUGCCGUGGUGAGGACCUAGGGUAGGGCCAGCUGGCCUGGGGUCAUGGGUUUGACGUUCAGCAGAGGCCUUGGGGGGUGUGGGAACGGGCACGGGGGGCCUCUGGGGUACAGAGCUGAGGGGGAUGUGCAACCUUAGAUCCAGCCACACCCCCACUGUGCAUGGGCCCCAGGAGCCCUCCCCCCCGAAUUUCCUAGGGAGCCAGAUGCCUACAUUUCUGGAGUGGACCCUGGGCUGGAGGUGGGGUGCGUCCUCCAUAUCAGGCCCCCGCCUGUCCCCCUCCCUUCCUCUCCUCCUCCUCUCUGGCAUUCCUUCCGGCUGGGGUCUGUGCAGGCCCCCACAUGUCCCAGUUGGGGGUACCCCUCCCCCCAAUUCCGCUGUCUUACACAGAGGGACUUUUGUCUGGGGGCUGGAUGGAGAACAAGGCGCCUUUGAGUGGCUGGCGGAGGAUUGGGGUCACGGGGAGGGGCAGGGCCAGGGAAGGGGUGGCUCUGCUCUGGCCACCAGCUGGACUCCGGGCGACCCCCAACACCACUGUGGGGGUGGGGAGGAGGCCAGGCCAGGCCAGGGAGAGGGCGCUGCUGGGAGUGUGGAGUGCACAUGGGUGUUGGGGACUGGCCGGCUGGGGCAGAGAGAAGAAAGGCUGACUGGCUUCCUAUUACAUAGCACCCUUGGCCUCCUCCCACCUGUACUGAGGUGGGGUCAGGCCCCGCGGGCACCCAGAGUGGAGCUCAAAGCAGGAGGCCUGGGGGAUAUAAACAGCAGAGGAGGCUGGAGGCAGGGAGACAGUCCCAGUCCAGCCCACUGGGCUUUGUGUCUGGGCACAGCUUGUGUUUCCCAGAGGUUUCAGGACUAUCACCCCCACCAAAGACCCGUGGGUGGUCUUGGGCGUGGAGUGGUGUCUCCCUCUGCUGGGAAGUCUUGGACCUGCAGGCACCCCAGGCGGAUGUGGCCCUGUGGGCAGUGUGUCUUGGAGUGCGGAUGCCGGUCUUUGUUCAGUGCAAAGUCUGCGAGGUCAGGGGCCAGAGGGGUCAAGCAAGAGUUGUGGAUGCAUGAGCAGGACAGGUGGGAGACCGUAAGAGGUGGCGGCAACUGGACAAACCAAAGAACUACGGUCCCGUCCCCAGGAGAGGCUCGAGCCUGCGGAUAGAUAGACAGACACCUCGCUAAGGUGAGGAAACGCAGAGUGUGCCACCAUUUGUGUGAUGGUGACGACAGUGUCUGCACGAAUGCUCGCGUAUGAGCCACGUGUCCUUGGAGCUUGGCAUCUGUGGCUACCUCUGGCCAGGGGACCUGGGAGGCAGAGGAGGGGGUAGAAGUGAGAUUCAGUCACCUUUGACCUUGGUACAUUUUGAUUUUUAUAUUCUGAAAAUGCACUAUCUUUUUAUUUUUAAAAAACGAUUCUCCUUCUGCUUUCAUCUACAGAGAAAGAAAGAGAUUUUCCAUCCACUGCUUCACUCCCCAAAUGCCCUCAAAGCCAGGGCUGCGCCAGGCUGAGGCCAGGAGCCCAGAACUCCACCCACGUGGGUGGCAGUGUAGUAAGCACCUGAGCCGGCAUCAUUGCAAAGGGGCCUGAACAGAGAGAUGGGGCUGGGGCCCAGGCACUCCGAGCAGCAGCUGCAACGCUUGCCCCAUACUGCCUUUCAAAAAGACCUUAAGGGGCCGGUGCUGUGUAGGUUAAGACGCCACCUGCAGUGCCAGCAUCCCAUAUGGACACCGGUUCCAGUCCCGGCUGCUCCACUUCCAGUCCAGCUCUCUGCUAUGGCCUGGGAAAGCAGUAGAAGAUGGCCCAGGUCCUUGGGCCCCUGCACCUGCAUGGGAGACCCGGAAGAAACUCCUGGCUCCUGGCUUCGGAUUGGCUCAGCUCCUGCCAUUGUAGCCUUCUGGGGAGUGAACCAGUGGAUGGAAGACUACUAUCUCUCUCUCUGCCUCUCCUCUCUCUGUAUAACUCUGACUUUCAAAUAAAAUAAAUAAAUCUUAAAAAAAAAAAAAAAGCACACCCAGGGGCUGCCUUCAGCUGGGGGAGGGGAGGGCUGUCAGAGACUUCCGCAGCGGCUUUUCUGAAUCUGGAAUCACCAGGAUCUUCCGUUCUUGCGCAUGGGCAUCUGCGGGGCUUCCUCAACCCGGAGAUCCUCCCAGGCUGGCUGUCACUGUACUGCAUUCAAGUGUGUGCUGGGCUGGGCUGGGCUGGGCUGGGCCCGGGGUGGACAGGCCUGCAGAGGCUGGCUAGGGCCUGCGGGGGGCGGACUGUGUGCACACUCCUGGGGGCUGGCAGUGAGUCUUGUGCGCUGCUUUGACUUUGGUCACCUUUAAAAUGCAUACAUGUCCAUGUUUAAAACGUAUACAAGGGCCGGCGCCAUGGCUCACUAGGCUAAUCCUCCGCCUUGCGGCGCUGGCACCCCGGGUUCUAGUCCCGGUCGGGGCGCCGGAUUCUGUCCCGGUUGCCCCUCUUCCAGGCCAGCUCUCUGCUGUGGCCAGGGAGUGCAGUGGAGGAUGGCCCAAGUGCUUGGGCCCUGCACCCCAUGGGAGACCAGGAGAAGCACCUGGCUCCUGGCUUUGGAUCGGCGCAGCACGCCGGCCACGGUGGCCAUUGGAGGGUGAACCAACAGAAGGAAGACCUUUCUCUCUGUCUCUCUCUCACUGUCUAACUCUGCCUGUCAAAAAAAUAUAUAUAUGCAAGGGGUCAUCAGCGUGUGGGAAGUGUGCCUGACAUUUAAAUUCCACUUCCCCCGGCAAGCUUUGUGGCACAGCGGGUGACGUCACCUGGAGCUCCGCGCUUGUCCCCAGCGCAAAAUGUCAAUCAGCCGAGACCUGAAAGAGGCACAGCGCUCUCAGGGUGUCCUGUGUCAGGUGGGGCCGACUCAGUCCCCAGCCCUGACACUCCUGCCCCUUUGACCUCAGCUACAGUGGAGACGACCCCAGUCGCCCUGACUGAGGAGCCAGCGGAUUCCACAGCGGCAGCGGCUUCCUCCCCGCCGGUUUCUGGGGUUCACGGGCCGCAGUGUUGUUCCGCUGGAGCCGACACAUCAGUCUGAGGCAGGCUCAGCGCUUUGCUUUGUGCAUCCCAACAGGGAACGCGACAGAAAGGCAUCUGAGGGGCGGUCACAGGCACUCCUCGGGCUGCCUGCGCCCCCUGUUGGAGUCCUGCCUCUGCCUCCAGUCCAGCUUGCCUGCUGGUGCGCACCCCAGGCCGCAGGUGACUCGGGUCCCUGCCACCCACGUGAGAGACCUGGAUGGAGCUCCUGACUCCUGGCUUCAGCCUGGCCCAGCGCAGCCCCCGUUGCAAGCACUGGGGGCUGAACCAGCAGAUGGAAGAUCGCUCUCUGUCUCUCCUUUUCAAGAAUAAACACAUGAACUUUUUUUUUUCAAAAUACAACAUUAAUGAAUGCCAUUUCCCACUAAUUUUUUGAGGUACCCUCAUCUACAUGAUACACAGUCAUACGUCACGUUCUGGUCUGCUCAUUAUGCAAACACCAUAGAGUGUGUCUUACACAAACUAAGACAGCUACGGUGUCACCAGCUCCCUGUUAAUGAUCUGGGAUAGCAGUAGAAGAUGGCCCAAGGCCGUGGGCCCCUGCACCUGUGUGGGAGACCCAGAGGAAGCUCCUGGCUCCUGGCUUCGGAUCGGCGCAGCUCCAGCAGUUUGGGGAGAGAACCAGCGGAUGGAAGACCUCUCUCUCUCUAUCUCUCCCUCUCUCUCUGUAACUCUGCCUUUCAAACAAAUAAAAAAAUCUUUUUAAAAAGA